Messenger RNA from Umbelopsis ramanniana AG, 2335 nucleotides. RefSeq lists its product as uncharacterized. The record is from RefSeq and is a predicted model, not a curated record. The transcript has 10 exons. Gene Ontology annotation, molecular function: ATP binding; protein serine/threonine kinase activity. Gene Ontology annotation, biological process: peptidyl-serine phosphorylation; intracellular signal transduction. Lineage: Eukaryota; Fungi; Mucoromycota; Umbelopsidomycetes; Umbelopsidales; Umbelopsidaceae. Bases 330 to 2126 code for a protein of 598 amino acids.
ACCAACCGAAGCAUUCUAUCAAGUUUUAGCAGAAAACAACGCUCUAACCUUUCAAUUACCAACCAAGAAAUCAACCAAGGAACCGGCUGUGCCGUUUACAACCAUGGUGGAGCAAGAAGAAUUAGAUCGUCUAGAUAAGGCAUUAAGAGAAGUCAAUCGACAAGUGCAAAGAGAACGACAGAGAGCCGAAGCUAUAACAGAAGAGUCGGCCAUGUAUAAAUAAACGGUUACUUUUCCAAUAAAAAUUAUUUCAGGGCCAAUUUAAUCAUCACCGGUGGUUGGGAAACCUGGGGUAUUUUGUUUCAUACUUCCUAUCGUUCUCUAUUAACAUGGUCAAUGCAUUGGCCGAGGAAGCAUCAGCUAGUACUGCUGUUCCCUCUACGUCCAAUGGCGACAUUUCACUUCCUCCCACCAUGGACAUUGAGAACCGGCAAUCACAAACCAGCAGUCCAGUAGCUUCAAAGGCAAAACCGACUCAACCUACCACAGCGUCUGCGGCAGAAAUCGCUAAUCCAGAUCAUCCUCAUCAUCGACACCAUCGAACUAUAAACGACUUUGAGUUAAUGGGAACUUUAGGAGAAGGAAGUUACUCAACGGUCUUGGCAGCUAAAGACAAGAAAACAGGUCAAUCCUAUGCCAUUAAAGUACUAGAUAAAUUCCACAUCAUCAGAGAGAAAAAACAAAAGUAUGUCAAUAUCGAAAAACUGGCUCUAAUUCGUAUGAACCAUCCCGGCAUCGUCAGCUUAUACUGGACGCUGCAAGACAGAAAUAGCUUAUAUUAUGUCAUUACGUUAGCUCCUCAUGGAGAGCUUCUUACAUACAUCAAGAAGCUGGGUUCAUUUGACCUGGCAACUACGCAAUUUUAUGCUGCCGAGAUUUUAUCAGCCUUGGAGCACGUCCAUUCGAAGAAAGUCAUUCAUAGAGACGUAAAGCCUGAAAAUAUACUUUUAGAUGAAAAUAUGCACAUCAAGCUGACUGACUUUGGAUCUGCGAAAUUGCUGGACGAAGACGAAGCCCCCAUCAGCCAAGCACCUCCUCCAAAUGAAGAUAUAGAAGAAGGGCGAAGGGGAAGACCCAGAGCAAAUUCAUUUGUAGGUACUGCAGAAUACGUGUCUCCCGAGUUGCUCUCUGCCAGAGCAGCCUCCAAUGCGUCGGACUUUUGGGCGUUAGGCUGUAUCAUUUACCAGCUGCUGGCCGGCAAGCCACCGUUCAAAGGAGCAACGGAUUGGCUUACAUUUGGAAAGAUUCAACGCCUUGAAUACAACUUCCCGGGAUCCUUUCCUGUUGUAGCAAAGGAUCUAGUACAGAAGCUGUUGGUACUCGACCCGAACGUUCGCUUAGGGUCAGAAGAAACAGGAGGCGUAGAGGCAUUGAAGGCGCACACAUUUUUCGAGGGAAUUCAGUGGGAUCAACUUUUUACCAGUGAUGCCCCCAAACUACGUCCGUUCUUGCCGAAAAUGGAUGGCAUGAAUGAAUAUGAUCUCACCAGUGAGAACAACGUAUUCUUUCAACGCCAAGGCCAUAGUUUUGAUGAUAUAGCCCGCGAUCCAUUUGAGGACGACUAUGGCUCGGAAGCGCGCAUUAGUAUGGCUAGCGGAAACGGCUCAGAAUCAGUGACACCGGAGGAAGGAUCGAUGGCCAAAGCCAAAUUGGCUUCACGUGCCCAUAAGCCUCCUCGCCCCCACACUAGUACACCUCGAUCCAACGCAAGCAGCAUAAGAAGUGGAGGGAUUAGCAGUCUGGCUGAAGAGAAAGCAGCCGAACGUCAAAAGAAACUUACUGAACAAGCCAAUUCUCCAUGGAGCAAAUAUUUGCACAAGGAUGAACUCAUAAUACGAGCUGGACGAGUCAACAAACGUCGAGGGUUGUUCUCCAAAAAGCGAUACUUGAUCUUAACCGAUCGCCCAAGACUGUUUUACUGUGAAGAUGGCGCCAAAUCUUCGUCUGUGCCCAAGGGAGAGAUAUUUUGGACGCCCAAAAUGGUUCCCGAACUAAAAGGCAAGAAACAAUUUUGGAUACAUACGCCUCACAAGACAUCCUAUUUUGAAGAUCCCGAAGCAAAGGCGGAAGAAUGGGUUAAUGCAAUCAAUACAUUGUUGGUGAACACGUUUGGGGUAACUACCUGAUCAAGAUUUCCUGUGGUUGGACGUGCGCGAUGUGUUUGUCAUACUCUUCGCGAAAAGGAUAAGACGUUUCGGAAGGCAGACUUAUCAAAAUUUGAUCAGUUGUACGAUGUUAGAUUUUUAUACUCUAUUUUUUUUUUAUCUUCCUCUUUCUUCAUUUCAAGCCUGAUUGUAUAAAGUAAAAGAAGGGAUUGUUCAUAAAUGUAUUUGCA